AUGGAUUACGCCUACGCUAUUUUCCUUCAACUUCCAAACCCAACUAUCUUCAAUUGGAACACAAUCAUUAGGGGUUACUCGAAAAGCAAAAAUCCUAACAAAUCGAUAUCAGUUUUUGUUGACAUGCUGCGGAUGGGUAUAACCCCAGACCAUCUAACUUACCCGUUUCUAGCAAAGGCAGCGUCGCACUUACAAGAGGUUCGGCUUGGCCUAUCGGUUCACGGACGUGUUAUAAGAGAUGGAUUUGAUGUUGACAGGUUCGUUAAGAAUUCUUUGAUUCAUUUAUCUUCUUCUUUCAAGGAUCCAGGGUAUGCACGCAAGCUGUUCGACGAAAUGCCAAACAAGAACUUGGUUUCCUGGAACUCGAUGUUGGAUUGCUAUGUCAAGUGUAAGAAAGUAUUAAUGGCUCGGGAAGUGUUUGAUUCAAUGCCAGAGCGUGAUGUUGUAUCCUGGAGCUCCAUGAUUGAUGGGUAUGUCAAAGGUAGUGAGUAUAGUGAAGCACUGGCUAUCUUCCAAAAGAUGCAUGGAUCUGGUAUCAAUGCAAAUGAGGUGACUAUGGUGAGUGUAUUGGGUGCUUGUGCUCAUUUAGGUGCACUUGAUCAAGGGAUCAUGAUGCAUCACUACAUUAUCAACAAGAAGAUAGCUUUAACUUUAGUGUUAAGAACAUCACUUGUAGAUAUGUAUGCCAAAUGUGGAGCAAUAGAGGAAGCACUAUCCGUAUUCCAUGGAGCAAUCAUGAAACAAACCGAUGUUUUAAUUUGGAAUGCAAUGAUUGGAGGGCUUGCAACACAUGGGUUUGUACACGAAUCACUUGAUAUGUUUAAAGAGAUGCUGAAGAACAAGAUCACACCAGAUGAGAUCACAUACUUGUGCAUACUAAGUGCUUGUGCUCAUGGAGGUUUAGUAAACGAAGCUUGGUAUUAUUUCAAGUCUAUUACUCAAAAUGGUUUGAAUCCAAAAACCGAACAUUAUGCAUGCAUGAUGGAUGCAUUGGCUCGAGCUGGAAAACUUAAGGAAGCAUACACAUUCUUGUCUCAAAUGCCAAUGGAACCAACUGCUUCCAUGUUAGGGGCGUUGUUCAAUGGCUGUAUCAAUCAUAGGAAUCUUGAUCUUGCUGAAGUAGUGGGGAAGAAGCUUGUUGAAUUGGAACCAGAUCAUGAUGGUAGAUAUGUUGGUUUAUCAAAUGUUUAUGCAGUGAUUAAGAGAUGGGAUGAAGCAAGAACAAUGAGAGAAGUGAUGGAGAAGAGAGGAGUUAAGAAGUCUCCAGGAUGGAGCUUUGUGGAGAUACUUGGAUCACCUCACAGAUUCAUAGCUCAUGAUAAAACUCAUCCACAAUCUGAACAAAUCUAUAGCAUGUUGAGUUUUGUAGUAAAGCAAUUGAGUGAUAUAGAUUCUGUAAUGUUCCAUGCUUGCAUAUAUGUGAAUCGUAUACUCUUUGAUUAG
Lactuca virosa is the source of this 1443-nucleotide messenger RNA. The record is from the annotation of a GenBank genome assembly. Lineage: Eukaryota; Viridiplantae; Streptophyta; Magnoliopsida; Asterales; Asteraceae.